ACCUACAUCACUGCUCAAAGUGACGUGAGUUUGUCACAUAACACCCUGGCCAGGACGCGGACACCUCAUCGCUGUUUAUAUUUAGAUGUCUAACCUGUGUAAACAAACCUUCUUUUUUGCUUCAGAGAAAACUGAAUUGGCCACAGGAGCUGGACAGUUCAAAGUAAGACCAGGCGGCGAUGGCCUCGGUUAAAAAGGACGACAGACUGACGAGGUCUCAAAGCUUUUUGUGCGUCGGUUUCUCCGGUGUUUUCAGCAAAACUGUCACGUCUCCUCUGGAGGUGGUGAAAAUUAAAAGCCAGGUGGGCACCUUUCACUGCAAGCAGGGUUUCUGGCAGAGUUUCCUUGUCAUCUAUCAACAUGAGGGAUUUCGAGGAUUUUGGAAAGGAAACCUCGCCUCUUGUCUCCGGUUGUUCCCUUACUCUGCAGUUCACCUCACAACAUACAAACAGAUCGUCCACCUUCACAUGGAUGAGCUGGGCUUCAUCUCUCAGUGGAGGGCUAUAUUCGCUGGUGGACUAGCAGGUGUGGCUGCUGCUCUGGCCACGUACCCUCUGGAGAUGGCGGAGACCAGGCUGAUCGCCCAGAACUGUAGACAGCCCACAUAUGUCGGUGUAGUUCACACUCUGUCAAAGAUCUACAGGAAUGAGGGCCUGCUUGCUCUUUACAGGGGAUUUUCCCUUACUGUUUUGGGUGCAUUUCCCUUUUCUUUGGGAUGCUACGCAGUUUACAUGAACGUGGACAAGCUCUGGCAGGAGCCUCCUUCUCGCUUCACUCCUCUGCAGAACUUCAUUAAUGGCUGCGUUGCAGUAGGAGUGGCGCAGACCCUCUCAUACCCAUUUGAAACUGUAAAACGGAAAAUGCAAGCACAGAGUGUCCGUCUUCCUCAUCUCGGUGGCGUCGACGUCCAUUUCACUGGAAUGGCUGACUGCUUCGUACAGGUUGUUCGAAACAAGGGCGUCCUCUCGCUGUGGAACGGCCUCACAGCCAGCACAAUAAAGAUCGUUCCCUACUUUGGCCUCCUUUUCACCUGCUUUGAGAUGUGUAAGCAGGUGUGCCUUUACCGCAACGGGUACAUCGUCUCACCUCUGAGCUACCAGCUCGCACCGGGGGUCGACCAGAGCCUCGGGCCGUACGAGCUGGAGGAGGUGAAGCGCUACUUGAAAAACAGGAACUUUGAGUCGGGGGAGUCGUCCAUGGGAAAUCGCUGGUGAAGAUGUCUGGUCCCCACUUACCAGCGAACAAAAAACAAUUAAAAGCCAAUGAUUUUCAUUCAUAUAUGGUCUACCUCUUCCAGAAGUUCAUCUGACAGUUUUUGAAUGUGCCUUUAUCAGUGUGGAGAGUUAAAUAUUUAUUUUGGGGCUUUUAUCCCUGCAUUAACAAUAAAUAGUGCUUUCAAAGUUAGUUCACAUGAAGCAGCAAAUUCUCUUUUAAGUUAAAUUUGGGACAUUAUGACUGUAUGAAUUGUUGUAUGACAGGCAACUUGUUUCAUAGUAUUCAUAAUAUUUUUAAUGGAUAAUGAUAAUGAAAGUUUCUGUGCUUUGUAGGUAGGUUAUGGACAAUUAUGUACAGUGCUAACAAUGGAAGAAAUGUGUUUUUAACAUUAAAAUGUGUCUUUUUACUUACAAUA
Messenger RNA from Mugil cephalus (flathead mullet), 1630 nucleotides. It is a transcript of the gene slc25a43, whose product is annotated as solute carrier family 25 member 43. The transcript has 5 exons. Lineage: Eukaryota; Metazoa; Chordata; Actinopteri; Mugiliformes; Mugilidae. The coding region runs from base 180 to 1214 and encodes 344 amino acids. Gene Ontology annotation, biological process: transmembrane transport. The record is from RefSeq and is a predicted model, not a curated record.